GGAAGUGCCGAAUGGGGACCAAGAUGGCGGACCUUGAUUCGCCUCCGAAGCUGUCAGGGGUGCAGCAGCCGUCUGAGGGGGUGGGAGGUGGCCGCUGCUCCGAAAUCUCCGCUGAGCUCAUUCGCUCCCUGACAGAGCUGCAGGAGCUGGAGGCUGUAUACGAACGGCUCUGCGGCGAGGAGAAAGUGGUGGAGAGAGAGCUGGAUGCUCUUUUGGAACAGCAAAACACCAUUGAAAGUAAGAUGGUCACUCUCCACCGAAUGGGUCCUAAUCUGCAGCUGAUUGAGGGAGAUGCAAAGCAGCUGGCUGGAAUGAUCACCUUUACCUGCAACCUGGCUGAGAAUGUGUCCAGCAAAGUUCGUCAGCUUGACCUGGCCAAGAAACACUCAACAAAUUUGGAAUAGAGGGGAACUUCUCAGCCUGAUAAAGAGCAUCUGUGAAAAACCACAGCUGGCCAGGUGUGGUGGCUCAUGCCUGCAAUCCUAACACUUUGGGAGACCAAAGCAGUAGGAUCUCUUGAGGCCAGAAGUUGGAGACCAAACCUUGGAACACAAACCGCCUCUAUCAGGCCAUUCAGAGAGCUGAUGACAUCUUGGACCUGAAGUUCUGCAUGGAUGGAGUUCAGACUGCUUUGAGGAGUGAAGAUUAUGAGCAGGCUGCAGCACAUACUCAUCGCUACUUGUGCCUGGACAAGUCGGUCAUUGAGCUCAGCCGACAGGGCAAAGAGGGGAGCAUGAUUGAUGCCAACCUGAAAUUGCUGCAGGAAGCUGAGCAACGUCUCAAAGCCAUUGUGGCAGAGAAGUUUGCCAUUGCCACCAAGGAAGGUGAUCUGCCCCAGGUGGAGCGCUUCUUCAAGAUCUUCCCACUGCUGGGUUUGCAUGAGGAGGGAUUAAGAAAGUUCUCGGAGUACCUUUGCAAGCAGGUGGCCAGUAAAGCUGAGGAGAAUCUGCUCAUGGUGCUGGGGACAGACAUGAGUGAUCGGAGAGCUGCAGUCAUCUUUGCAGAUACACUUACUCUUCUGUUUGAAGGGAUUGCCCGCAUUGUGGAGACCCACCAGCCAAUAGUGGAGACCUAUUAUGGGCCAGGGAGACUCUAUACCCUGAUCAAAUAUCUGCAGGUGGAAUGUGACAGACAGGUGGAGAAGGUGGUAGACAAGUUCAUCAAGCAAAGGGACUACCACCAGCAGUUCCGGCAUGUUCAGAACAACCUGAUGAGAAAUUCUACAACAGAAAAAAUCGAACCAAGAGAACUGGACCCCAUCCUGACUGAGGUCACCCUGAUGAAUGCCCGCAGUGAGCUAUACUUACGCUUCCUCAAGAAGAGGAUUAGCUCUGAUUUUGAGGUGGGAGACUCCAUGGCCUCAGAGGAAGUAAAGCAAGAGCACCAGAAGUGUCUGGACAAACUCCUCAAUAACUGCCUUUUGAGCUGUACCAUGCAGGAGCUAAUUGGCUUAUAUGUUACCAUGGAGGAGUACUUCAUGAGGGAGACUGUCAAUAAGGCUGUGGCUCUGGACACCUAUGAGAAGGGCCAGCUGACAUCCAGCAUGGUGGAUGAUGUCUUCUACAUUGUUAAGAAGUGCAUUGGGCGGGCUCUGUCCAGCUCCAGCAUUGACUGUCUCUGUGCCAUGAUCAACCUCGCCACCACAGAGCUGGAGUCUGACUUCAGGGAUGUUCUGUGUAAUAAGCUGCGGAUGGGCUUUCCUGCCACCACCUUCCAGGACAUCCAGCGCGGGGUGACAAGUGCCGUGAACAUCAUGCACAGCAGCCUCCAGCAAGGCAAAUUUGACACAAAAGGCAUCGAGAGUACUGACGAGGCGAAGAUGUCCUUCCUGGUGACUCUGAACAACGUGGAAGUCUGCAGUGAAAACAUCUCCACUCUGAAGAAGACACUGGAGAGUGACUGCACCAAGCUCUUCAGCCAGGGCAUUGGAGGGGAGCAGGCCCAGGCCAAGUUUGACAGCUGCCUUUCUGACUUGGCCGCCGUGUCCAACAAAUUCCGAGACCUCUUGCAGGAAGGGCUGACGGAGCUCAACAGCACAGCCAUCAAGCCACAGGUGCAGCCUUGGAUCAACAGCUUUUUCUCCGUCUCCCACAACAUCGAGGAGGAAGAAUUCAAUGACUAUGAGGCCAACGACCCUUGGGUACAACAGUUCAUCCUUAACCUGGAGCAGCAAAUGGCAGAGUUCAAGGCCAGCCUGUCCCCGGUCAUCUACGACAGCCUAACCGGCCUCAUGACUAGCCUUGUUGCCGUCGAGUUGGAGAAAGUGGUGCUGAAAUCCACCUUUAACCGGCUGGGUGGUCUGCAGUUUGACAAGGAGCUGAGGUCGCUCAUUGCCUACCUUACCACGGUGACCACCUGGACCAUCCGAGACAAGUUUGCCCGGCUCUCCCAGAUGGCCACCAUCCUCAAUCUGGAGCGGGUGACCGAGAUCCUCGAUUACUGGGGACCCAAUUCCGGCCCAUUGACGUGGCGCCUCACCCCUGCUGAAGUGCGCCAGGUGCUGGCCCUGCGGAUAGACUUCCGCAGUGAAGAUAUCAAGAGGCUGCGCCUGUAGCUGCCUGGAUGAGCACACCUGGCUCAUCACACUUGCAGGCCUGUUCCCUAAGGGGCCCCAGCCAAGGAGCUGAGCGAGGCUGUCUGGCUUGGGGGAGAUCUGACAGCCCAGACCUUUCUACGGCUGGCAGCAGAGAAACAAAGUCUGGACCCACUCCAUGCUCUGCCCUCAGACCUGGCCAGGUGAUGCUCUGGGGGCAGCAUCUCCCCACCGAGAGAAGCGGGCUCCUAAUGAGGUGGGAAAGCCACGGCAGGCAGCGAGCAGCCCAGGCCAGCUUUCUGCAUGGAUGGUCAGUCUCUUGCCCUCAAACACUACAGCAAACAAGCUACCCCUGCCAGUCCUAGACAACUUGGGUACAUCUGGGGACCUAGCAGUUAGGCUUGACUUUGAGGAGAGGCUGUGAUGUUUAUGAUCCCUGAAUAAAGCUACUCCUUGGAGAGAUG
This is a messenger RNA of Homo sapiens (human), 2997 nucleotides long. It is a transcript of the gene COG4, whose product is annotated as component of oligomeric golgi complex 4. NCBI's taxonomy places the organism in Eukaryota, Metazoa, Chordata, Mammalia, Primates, Hominidae. The record is from RefSeq and is marked reviewed. The transcript is spliced from 20 exons. Gene Ontology annotation, cellular component: cytosol; Golgi membrane. Bases 611 to 2554 code for a protein of 647 amino acids.